Molecule: messenger RNA, 411 nt
Organism: Pteronotus mesoamericanus
Lineage: Eukaryota; Metazoa; Chordata; Mammalia; Chiroptera; Mormoopidae
Gene: SYCE3
Product: synaptonemal complex central element protein 3
Exons: 2
Coding region: 86-352 (88 amino acids)
Biological process (GO): reciprocal meiotic recombination; spermatogenesis; synaptonemal complex assembly
Cellular component (GO): central element
Source: RefSeq, a predicted model, not a curated record
GGGCCUCCCUAGGGGCGGGCAGGGGUGCGGGCGGCCGGUCGGUCCGAGGGCGUCACCGCCUCUCCCUCCUGGCGCCGCCGCGCAGAUGGCCGCCUCCGACCCCGGGGAGAGGAGCUACGACGACAUGCUGAGGAUGCUGUCGGACCUGAACAAGGACCUGGAGAAGGUCCUGGAGGAGAUGGAGAGGCUCUCAGUUCAGGCCACGUGGAUGGCCUACGACAUGGUGGUGAUACGCACCAACCCCACACUGGCAGAGGCCAUGCGCCGGCUGGAGGACGCCUUCCUCAACUGCAAGGAGGAGAUGGAGAAGAACUGGCAAGAGCUGCUCAGUGAGACCAAGCGCACGCAGUAGGCCCCCCACACCUCGGCCGCCAGGCGGCUGUCUGCCUGUGUGCAGAGCCACUGGGGGUG